CUUGUGAUCCAAAUAACAAACGUCUCCGCCAGAUAAAGGAUCAAAUUCUAGCAGAUUCAAGGUACAAUCCCAGGAUCCUUUUCCAGCUUCUUCUGGAUACGGCUCAAUUUGAAUUCAUUUUGAAAGAGAUGUUCAAGCAGAUGCUGUCAGAAAAACAAACAAAAUGGGAGAACUAUAAAAAAGAGGGAUCUGAAAGGAUGACUGAGCUUGCUGACGUCUUCUCAGGAGUUAAACCUCUUACUAGAGUGGAGAAAAAUGAAAACCUUCAGGCUUGGUUCAGAGAAAUCUCCAAGCAAAUAAUGUCUCUAAACUACGAUGAUUCCACUGCAGCAGGCAGAAAAACUGUGCAGCUAAUACAGGCAUUGGAGGAGGUCCAAGAGUUUCACCAGCUGGAAACUAACCUGCAAGUUUGCCAGUUUCUGGCUGACACCCGCAAAUUUCUCCAUCAGAUGAUCCGAACUAUCAACAUUAAAGAAGAGGUCUUGAUCACCAUGCAGAUAGUUGGUGAUCUUUCUUAUGCUUGGCAAUUAAUUGACAGCUUUACAUCUAUUAUGCAGGAAAGCAUAAGAGUUAGUCCAUCUAUGGUAACUAAACUCAGAGCCACGUUCCUAAAACUUGCUUCUGCUCUUGACUUGCCACUUCUCCGCAUCAAUCAAGCAAAUAGUCCUGAUCUUCUCAGUGUAUCACAGUAUUAUUCUGGCGAGUUGGUCUCCUACGUAAGAAAGGUUCUACAGAUAAUUCCAGAAAGCAUGUUUACAUCUCUUCUCAAAAUUAUAAAGCUUCAGACUCAUGAUAUUAUUGAAGUGCCUACUCGCCUUGAUAAGGACAAGCUACGAGAUUAUGCUCAGCUUGGACCACGAUAUGAGGUUGCCAAGCUAACCCACGCAAUUUCAAUCUUCACUGAAGGUAUCCUCAUGAUGAAAACUACUUUAGUUGGUAUCAUCAAGGUGGACCCAAAACAGUUACUGGAGGAUGGAAUAAGGAAGGAGCUGGUAAAACGGGUAGCCUUAGCUCUUCACAGGGGACUCAUCUUUAAUCCUAGAGCCAAGCCAAGUGAACUGAUGCCCAGAUUGAAAGAAAUGGCAGCUACAAUGGAUGGGUUCCAUCGAUCGUUUGAAUAUAUCCAGGAUUAUGUCAACAUAUAUGGUUUAAAAAUUUGGCAAGAGGAAGUGUCUCGUAUUAUUAACUACAACGUGGAACAGGAAUGCAAUAACUUCUUAAGAACAAAGAUUCAAGACUGGCAAAGCAUAUACCAGUCUACUCAUAUUCCUAUACCGAAAUUCACACCUGUGGAUGAAUCUGUAACAUUUAUUGGUCGGCUUUGUAGAGAAAUCCUAAGGAUCACAGACCCAAAAGUCACGUGUUACAUUGACCAAAUGAACACCUGGUAUGAUGUCAAAACUCAUCAGGAAGUAACCAAUAGUCGUCUCUUCUCAGAGAUCCAAGAUACUUUAGGUACCUUUGGUCUCAAUGGUUUAGACAGGCUCCUGUGUUUCAUGAUUGUAAAGGAGCUGCAGAAUUUCCUCAGUAUGUUUCAGAAAAAUAUAUUGCGUGACAGGACAGUACAGGAUACCUUAAAAGCACUUAUGAAUGCUGUCAGUCCUCUAAAAGGAAUUAUAGCAAAUUCAAACAAGGUUUAUUCCGCAGCAAUUGCAAAAACUCAGAAGAUCUGGACAGCAUAUUUAGACUCCAUAAUGAAGGUUGGUCAGAUGCAGAUUUUAAGACGACAGAUUACCAAUGAAUUAAAUUAUUCCUGCAGGUUUGACUCCAAGCAUUUGGCGGCUGCCUUGGAAAAUCUCAACAAAGCAAUACUGGCUGACAUUGAAGCACAUUAUCAGAACCCAUCACUACCUUAUCCUAAAGAAGACAACACUCUCUUGUAUGAAAUCACAGCUUAUUUAGAAGCAGCUGGCAUUCACAACCCAUUAAAUAAGAUCUACAUAACAACAAAACGUCUGCCAUAUUUUCCCACUGUCAACUUCCUAUUUCUCAUUUCCCAGUUCCCGAAACUCCAGUACAACAGAAAUUUAGGAGUGGUGUGCAAGCGGCCAGCUGAUCAAAUUGACUGGCUUCCUUUAGUUCUGGGACUCCUUACCCUGUUGAAACAGUUUCACUCAAGAUACACAGAACAAUUUCUGGCUCUCAUCGGUCAGUUUAUUCGUUCAACAAUGGAACAGUGCACAAGCCAGAAGAUACCAGAAAUGCCUGCUGAUGUAGUGGGUUCCCUCAUGUUCCUGGAAGAUUACAUUCGCUACACAAAGUUACCAAGAAAGGUUGUUGAAGCCCAUGUGCCUAGCUUCAUUUUUGAUGAAUUCAGAACUGUUCUGUGAAUACAGAGAAGGACCAAGUCUUUCCCCCAAACCUGAAACGAGAAGUUGGGGACGGAGGGUGAGACAAGUACCGCAUUUCAGAACUAUCUUUUCUGUGCUUGAAGGCAGUACUUACAACUGUCUCUAUGAAAUGUAACCAUCAGCCCUAGUCUAUAUAGUUAACACCUGUUUAAAUCUUGGCAUGAUACGCAAUUUGUAUCUCAGCCAAACAGUGUACAUUUUGUACUGCCAUUAUAAAUGCUGUAUGUAAUUGUUUAUGUAUAAAUCACUUAGCUUUUUCUUCUGAAGAACUAUUUGUGGAAGUUUGACUUUUGUAUCACAAAUGAAC
Molecule: messenger RNA, 2658 nt
Organism: Cariama cristata (Red-legged seriema)
Lineage: Eukaryota; Metazoa; Chordata; Aves; Cariamiformes; Cariamidae
Gene: WASHC5
Product: KIAA0196 ortholog
Exons: 20
Biological process (GO): endosome organization; endosome fission; actin filament polymerization
Cellular component (GO): WASH complex; endosome
Source: RefSeq, a predicted model, not a curated record